UGAUUUUGCAUUUCCAGGGAAAGAACUGUAUGUAAACAAUACAGUUCUCUCCCCUGUCAGCUCUUGCACACUGUUUUGCUUGGCUCUGCAUAGCAGAGCCAUACAGUGUGCAUACAGUGAAACAGCACACAGUUAACCCUUUGAUCGCACCACAUGUUAACCCCUUCCUGCCCAGUGCCAUUAGUACAGUGUCAGUGCUUUUUAUUAGCACUGAUCACUGUAUUGGUGUCACUGGGGAUGUCAGUGACACCAAGUCAGUUCCCCCCCAGUGUCAGAAUGCCCACCGCAGUCCCGCUAUAAGUCGCUGAUCGCCGCUAUUA
Molecule: messenger RNA, 320 nt
Organism: Staurois parvus
Lineage: Eukaryota; Metazoa; Chordata; Amphibia; Anura; Ranidae
Source: the annotation of a GenBank genome assembly